GUAAGCGGUAGCGGUGACAGUGCUGAUUCAACCAUGUUAGGGAGGAGAAAAAGAAGACAUCUGCAUGCAAUGCCGCGGAAUGUCGACACAGCAGGGACGUCAAGAGGACUGGACGUCAAGUGGAAACGAAAAAGUUUCAAGCGUUCAAACGGCUACGAUGCAGCAGAUGUGAUUGACCGAACACCCUCCACGUAUAUUGAACAGACUGAGCUGCAACCUCUGCGACAUGUGCCGACUUCGGCGGUUCAAGCAGGUGGCGUCACAACCACAACCACAAUCGUCCAUGAAUCACGCGAAGACGAAGAAGAGGAGGAGAUAGAAUGUAGUGAGGGCGAAAACCGACACAGCCAUCCUAGAGACGAUUGCCCUCCUAUCAUGACACAUCCUCCAAUGGUCUCCUCUUCAACUACUUCCAGGGACUUGGAAGCAGGUAUUCGAAAGUCAGACACCCCCAUAGAUAACGUAGACGGUAGCACAGAGAGUGCCAUUGAGCGGAAAUUAGACGAGAACGGAGACGAUGAUGAUAUUGACAAGGUCGUUGCCAUGGUAUCACGACCUCGCAGUGCCACCUCCAGUAGUGCUCAAGGUGGUUAUGAAAGUGGCACCCUACUUCGCGCUCCAAGGACUCAAGGUCAAGAGAUGCCUACUGGGGGCACUUCCAGUAGUGAUAAUGAAUUGGCUAUCCUCGGCUUCACCAAUCGCAAUGACUACUGGGAGCAUUCGGCUUUCGGACGCUCAAGGAUUACAGCGAUUGUGAUAGCUUUUAUAGCCAUCUCUUGUCUAGUCUACUGUUUUGUGUCUGCCACCUGGGUUUACAGUGGAAUUCUAAUAAAGUUCGCUUAA
Rodentolepis nana is the source of this 843-nucleotide messenger RNA. The record is from the annotation of a GenBank genome assembly. NCBI's taxonomy places the organism in Eukaryota, Metazoa, Platyhelminthes, Cestoda, Cyclophyllidea, Hymenolepididae.